Centropristis striata (black sea bass) is the source of this 917-nucleotide messenger RNA. RefSeq names its product mediator of RNA polymerase II transcription, subunit 18 homolog (yeast) (gene med18). The record is from RefSeq and is a predicted model, not a curated record. NCBI's taxonomy places the organism in Eukaryota, Metazoa, Chordata, Actinopteri, Perciformes, Serranidae. Gene Ontology annotation, cellular component: mediator complex; core mediator complex. Gene Ontology annotation, biological process: termination of RNA polymerase II transcription; regulation of transcription by RNA polymerase II. The transcript is spliced from 3 exons. Gene Ontology annotation, molecular function: transcription coregulator activity. The coding region runs from base 171 to 800 and encodes 209 amino acids.
UGGGUAGCUACUAGCCGUUUGAACGAACACGGUGAGGCCUAACGGAUCCUCGGUCUUUACUGUGGUGGUUCUGCCGAAUACGUGUUCGGUUCGGCGCCCUCUCCUCCAACCGAACAGCUACAUUGUUCGUGGUUUCUCAGGUUCAAUAGCAACUUAUUGACUAAGGAAAGAUGGAAGCUCCUCCUGUCACAGUGAUGCCUGUCACUGGAGGCACAAUCAAUAUGAUGGAGUAUCUGCUGCAAGGCAGUGUGUUAGACCAGGCCCUGGAAAGCCUCUUGCAUCGCCUGCGAGGUCUGUGUGACAACAUGGAACCUGAGACCUUUACAGAUCAUGAACUGGUUUAUCUUCUGAAAGGCCAACAAGGGAAUCCUUUUAUUCUGCGUGCGCGGCGUUCCCUCUCCCACCCCACAUCUCCAUGGCACCUACGCUACCUGGGCCAACCAGAAGUGGGAGACAAAAGCCGCCAUGCCCUGGUGCGCAACUGUGUUGACGUGGCAGCAUCCCACAGCCUGCCGGAGUUCCUCAACGAGAUGGGCUUCCGCAUGGACCACGAGUUUGUGGCCAAUGGGCACAUUUUCCGCAAAGGUGUUAUGAAAAUCGUUGUUAGCAAGCUGUCGCGUAUCCUCGUACCGGGGAACACUGAGAACACAGAGCGUCUAUCACUUUCAUACCUGGUGGAGCUGAGUGUGUUGGCUCCCGCCGGACAGGACACUGUGUCAGAGGACAUGCGCAGCUUUGCUGAGCAACUGAAACCCCUGGUUCACCUGGAGAAGAUUGACCCCAGCAAACAGAGACAUUAAAUGAUAUCGUUUAGGGUCAAGUCAUCUCUGACUGCCAUGGACAUAUUAGACUUCUUAUUUUUUCUACAAUGUGUUUAUAUUUGAACUGAAAUUAAAAACAGUGCAACUUUGACUUAA